Messenger RNA from Pseudophryne corroboree (corroboree frog), 1719 nucleotides. It is a transcript of the gene CUEDC1, whose product is annotated as CUE domain containing 1. Bases 505 to 1704 code for a protein of 399 amino acids. Gene Ontology annotation, molecular function: ubiquitin binding. Lineage: Eukaryota; Metazoa; Chordata; Amphibia; Anura; Myobatrachidae. The record is from RefSeq and is a predicted model, not a curated record. The transcript is spliced from 10 exons.
UUUUCUUUGCAAAGCAGCAGCAGCAGCGAGCUCCCCUGCUGUACCCCCAACAGCCGCUAGGACGCCUCCUGCCUCCCAGCUCCCCCUGUACCGGAGGAGAAAGCCCCGGCGUCUGCUACAUGCAGGAUCCCCCUGACUCAUUUGUUACGCUGUAAAUCUGGGGGCAGAGGCUACUUAGCACGGCGAGGAGGACCCGAUUCGAAACUCACGUACCCGGGCUGCCCUCCCCUGCAGCAGCUGCUCCUGUCGGCUGUCCCUGCUGCCAAGAUCCGAUUUGUUUUCUUGGCUGGUCAGAAAUUGGAACAUAACUUGUGACUUGAGAUUAAGACGGCCUCACUCUAAAGAAAGUGUUCAUGAAUGGGAUUUACCCAUGCCUUGGUAUAUAUAACAAUAAGUAUGCAACAAACAUAACAUCUUGACAGGGAAUCAUGACCCCAGCUUUCAAUUUUCUCUUUAUUUGACAUCCAUUAAACAAUAAACAUUUUUCAAAAACAUUUAUCAAAAAUGACAAGUCUGUUUCGCAGGAGCAACAGCAAUGGCAGUGCAAGAGGCAACUCAUCCACUCAGGAACUUAACAACAGUCGUCCUGUGCGCCGGCUAGAGUUUAACCAGGCUAUGGAGGAUUUUAAGACAAUGUUUCCAAACAUGGAAUAUGACAUCAUUGAGUGUGUUUUAAGGGCUAACAACGGAGCAGUGGAUGCCACAAUUGAUCAGUUAUUACAGAUGAACCUGGAUGAAGGUGGAUAUGAUGACAGUUCGGACUCAGAUGACAGCAUUCCUCCAGAGAUUUUGGAAAGAACUCUGGAACCAGACAGUUCGGAUGAGGAACCUCCUCCAGUUUAUUCCCCCCCUAACUAUGACUUGCAUUCCUUUGACAAACCUCAUCCACAAGCUCCACCUACACCUCCUCCACGAACUGAAGUGCUGUCAUCCAGUGACUCUCAGGUACCGAAACACUGCAGGAACUGGAAUCCACCUCUCCUUGGAAACUUGCCUGAUGAUUUUCUACGCAUUUUACCACAGCAGAUGGACAGUAUUCAGACCUGCCAAAGUGGAACUUCUUCUUCACUACGUUGUGAGGAUUCUAAGAAGGAGCCUGGCUCCAUGGACCAGGAGCGAAAGUGGAAGCAGUAUUUGCAGGAUGAGAGAAUUGCUCUCUUCUUACAAAAUGAAGAAUUCAUGAGAGAACUGCAGAGGAAUAGAGAAUUUCUCCUUGCACUUGAAAGAGAUCGUUUGAAAUACGAGUCAAAAAAAACCAAGACUAGCAGUACGCCAAUAAAUAAUGAUUUUUGCCCUACAAUAUCAGCAGAUGAAUUCCAGGCUGUAUCUGGGCUCUGUGACUCCAAUAGUGCUAUAUCUGAAGAUGCCUUAUUUAGGGAUAAAUUAAAACACAUGGGAAAAUCAACCAGGAAGAAAUUGCUGGAGAUUGCCAGAGCAUUUUCAGAGAAAACAAAGAUGAGGAAAUCCAAGAGAAAGCAUUUGCUCAAACACCAAGUUUUUGGAACAGCCGCCUCCACAGCCAAUCUUCUGGAUGAUGUUGAAGGACAUUCAUGUGAUGAAGAUAUCCAAGCAAGGAUAAAACGGCAGAACCAUGAGGGGGUAGAAGCACAGAAAGAAGGACAGUCAAAGUUAGUUUCACUAACAACUUUUACUGCAACAGUGUAUAGAUUUGAAAUCAGUAUAGCAAUUAGAGAUGGCUACUGACUCUCUGUCUCAACA